AUGAGAUUCCUCAUCAUCCUUCUUUUGGCUCUCUUGGCUGUAACUGCUCUUGGUAAGUUUAUUGAUAAUUCAUUUGAAAAUUUACUUUACUUUCCUCUUGAUCUAACCAAAUAUAUAUUUAAUUUUCAAUUUUAUAGGAGCCGCCCACCACGGUAAGAAGCCAGUCCACAAGAGGCCAGCCCACCACCCACCAGCCCACAAAGCCCCAGCCAAAGCCGGUACUAAAGCUCCAUCUGGAACUGGUGCCACUUCAGCUGCCAAGGCUACUGGUGCUGCUGCGGCUGCUACUACCGUCAAGGCAGCUUAG
Messenger RNA from Bursaphelenchus okinawaensis, 307 nucleotides. NCBI's taxonomy places the organism in Eukaryota, Metazoa, Nematoda, Chromadorea, Rhabditida, Aphelenchoididae. The record is from the annotation of a GenBank genome assembly.